Messenger RNA from Sinocyclocheilus anshuiensis, 1361 nucleotides. RefSeq names its product protein CYR61-like. The transcript is spliced from 5 exons. The record is from RefSeq and is a predicted model, not a curated record. Gene Ontology annotation, molecular function: integrin binding; heparin binding. Lineage: Eukaryota; Metazoa; Chordata; Actinopteri; Cypriniformes; Cyprinidae. The coding region runs from base 39 to 1190 and encodes 383 amino acids. Gene Ontology annotation, biological process: signal transduction; positive regulation of cell differentiation; positive regulation of cell migration. Gene Ontology annotation, cellular component: extracellular region.
ACAGAGCAUAAACUUAAUCAUUUUGGAUAAAACUAACUAUGUCCCCUCUGAGGAUCAAAGCAAGGCAAGGACAUUUCAUCACACUGGUGCUGCUGUCAUGGGCCGCUGUGGAGGUGCAAGGAGGCUGUCCACUGAAAUGCUCUUGUCCUUCCUCGCCCCCCUCGUGUCCUCCGGGUAUAAGUUGGGUUCUGGACUCAUGUGGGUGCUGUCGGGUCUGUGCCAGGCAGUUUAACCAAGACUGCAGCCCUACUGAGCCCUGCGACCACAUUAAAGGACUGCGCUGCCACCUAGGGGCCGCUGGAGACCCUGACAGAGGCGUGUGUAGAGCUGAAGCUCAAGGUCGUCCAUGUGAGUUGGAUGGACGGGUCUAUCAGCACAGCGAGGACUUUCAGCCAACUUGUGAGCAUCAGUGCACGUGUGUGGACGGAGUAGUUGGCUGCGUCCCACUGUGCCCACACCGCAUCUCUCUACCCGACUGGCGCUGUUCCCGCCGCCGCCUCACCAAACUGGCCGGCCGCUGCUGCCAGGAGUGGGUGUGUGAUGAUGACAACCGCAUUGCUGAAGUGGAUCCGUUGCCUGACGCUCAUCCACAAAAGCACACAGACCUAAUAGGCAACGAGUUAAGUGUAGCUCCAUCUACUUCUUGGGACAGCAGUGCAGGAGCCCCUUAUCAAGAGUGGAUUUCAUCCUUUAAGUCCCACGACUUCCUUCCACCCACCUGCUUACUGCAGGUCACUGAUUGGUCCCCGUGCUCAGCCACCUGUGGAAUGGGCGUGUCCAGCCGUGUAACCAAUAGUAAUCCUGAGUGUCAGCUCCUCAGUGAAACUAGGCUCUGUCAGAUACAGGAGUGUGGCCUCAACCCUGCACCAUCACUGAAGAAAGGAAAGAAAUGUCAGAGAACCACACGACCACCGAAACCUGUACAGAUCGUAUUUGCAGGAUGCUUCACUGUUCGCCGUUACCGGCCUCGUUCAUGUGGAUCCUGCUCAGACGGUCGCUUCUGUGUUCCCUCUGUGACACGUACAAUCCCUCUACACUUUCACUGUCCCGAGCCAGAACGAGACGACUUUACCCGCAACGUCAUGUGGAUACGCCGCUGCAGCUGCAGUCAAAGAAACAGCAGACAGGGCCUGUCAUCACAAGCAGAGUUCUUCAAUCUGCCAAAUGAUAUACACACAUACACACACUGACAUUAGUUUAAGAACACAUUUAAAGGCAUUUUCUCAAUUUUCUACUGUACCUAAUUUUCUGUGGAAAUGUUUUAGUCCAGCAUUCAUCAAUACAACAGUAGUCUCAAUAUAACAAUAAUAUGUAUAUAAAUUAUAUAUACAUUGCUGUUAUAUCAGGUUUGACUGUAAAGC